GGAGGAGGAAGAGAGGGAUCAUGUGUCAUUCAAAAGAAAUGAAACUGCACGCCUAAAGGGAGACUUUCCCCGACCGUUAUUAUCCACAGACAACACAAACAUCUCAGCAGACAUGGCCGCUGCCAGCAGCCUCCUAUAUGAAGAACAACUCCUGUGUUCAAUCUGUCUGGAUGCGUUCAAUGAACCUGUCACUACUCCAUGUGGACACAACUACUGCAAGUCUUGUAUCACAGGGUACUGGGCCAGCAGUAACCAGAUCCGGUGUCCCCUUUGUAAGAAGAAGUUCCGCAAGAGACCUCAGCUUCAGGUCAACACAGAGUUCAGAGACAUGGUGGAGCAUUUCAACAACAUGAAAGUGAGGGGGGAAGAUGACAUCCUUGCCAAACUAGGGGAGGUGCCCUGUGACAUCUGCCUUGAGCCAAAGCGCAAAGCACAGAAGACAUGCCUGGUGUGUUUGGCCUCAUACUGCCAGACUCACCUGGAGCCUCAUCAGAGAGUCACAACCCUUAAAAAGCACCAGCUGAUUGAUCCUCUGUCAAACCUGGAGGACAGGGUGUGUAAGAAGCACGACAAGAUGUUUGAGUUCUUCUGUCAAGAGGACCAGAUGUGUGUUUGUUCCAUGUGCUUGAAAGACGACCACGUAAUGCAUGAAGCCGUCCUGUUAGAGCAUGCGUUCAGAGAAAGGAAAGCCCAGGUGGAGGAUGUCAUGUCAGGAAUAAAAGUGAUGGAAAACGCAAAAUCCAGGAGUAUUAAGGAACUCAAAGACUCAGUUAAAAAGAGCAAAAAAAGGUCAGAGAAGGAGAUCGCAGACAUUGCUGAGGUUUUCACUGCUCUGUUGGUUUCUCUGCAAAAAAGCCAGGCUAAGCUGAUUGAGGUGAUCCAGGAGAAGCAGAAAGCAGCACAGAAGAAGGCUGAAGAUUGUGUGACACAGCUGGAACAAGAAAUUGCCGAGAUGAAGAGGAGAAGAUCUGAAAUGGAGAAACAUUUACAAACAGAGGACCACCUCCGCUUUCUUCAGAGCUGUCCAUCUCUCUUCAUCCCUGCACACACUGUCGUAUUUGAUGCUCUGACCCAAUAUACCAAGCCAAUAGAUCUCUCAGAGGACUACCUCCUCUUCCUGUCGACCUGGCUGUCUCUCUCACACAAUGAGGGCAUAUUUGACCCUCUGUCCCACUCCAUCCCUCCAUUUACACCAGACCUCUCUGACAUGAAUCAGCAGAGUUAUGUGGGGAUGGUGAAAAAAGCAGUGGCUCAGAUGGAAAAGAUGCUCAGUAAUGAGAUGGAGAUGCUCAUUCAUGAGGUCAGGUUAUCUGAUGGUUGUGAGGCCACUGAGCAGCCCGAUGUAGCUGAAGAACGUACGACAGAUGAGUUUGUCAAAGAAGUGUGGACUCCACCUCAGGACAAGCUGAUGAUGAUCCAGCAGUGCGAUGCAGUGGAUGUGACUCUGGACUCCUGCACAGCCUAUUCUAAGCUUGUGGUGUCUGAGGAUGAGAAACAACUGAGAUCUCAUUACGGUCCACCAUCUGCGCCUACUUUAUUCAGGAGAAGAUUUGAACAUUUAUCCUUGGUCCUUGGAAAAGAGGGUUUUAACUCAGGCAGGUUCUACUAUGAGGUUCGGGUCAGUAGGAGUCAAGAUUGGUUGUUGGGAGUGAUGAAAGAGCCUAUUAACUGGGACAGGUUUUAUUUUCCCACCCCAAAGGAUGGAGGCUGGACACUUGGGGCAGUGUACAAUGAAUUCCGAGAGGAAUAUUUUGUUAACUCUAGUUGCUCUGCUUGCCUGUACUUGAAGCAAAAGCCCCAGAAAGUUGGUGUGUUUGUUGAUUAUGAGAAGGGAGAGGUCUCCUUCUAUGACGUGGAAGCCAGGGCUCUGAUCUACUCCUACACAGGAUGUGACUUCAUUGAGACCCCACCAGCUUUAAAAGCUUUUCUCUAUUCUAUGGCUGGCACAUCCUUAAGUGGCAGACAAAAGCUCUACCCUGUUUUUGGUUUCAUCGAACGUGAUCCUGACAACAUACUUGAAAUCACCCCUGUAGCUUGAGCAAAGUGCCACUCACUACACCAGGGGAAAUGACCCUGCCAAAAGGUGGUAGUGGUCUCAUCACACAUUACAAAAGGACAAAUACUCAAUAUAUUAUAUAUGUUGUCUUUGAUUUAAUUCUGAGCUUUUUGUGUCAGAUUUUUUUUUUCAGAUUAGAUCACUUAUACCUGACACUUGGUGAUGAGGUUCAGAAAGGCAGAAAAAUGUACAUCAGUCAAGUACUAUAGUUACACACAUGCUGUAAUACCUGCAUCUGACCAGAAGAUGACACCAUUGUUUAACCAGUGUUCUAAUCUGUUUCACCAAGAUGCUACUGUAGGAGGAAACAAGAAAAAGUGGACAAUAGCAUCACAGAAACCCUACUUCAUCUUUGUCACGUUCAAACAUGGUUUUAAGAUAAGGUAAAGUAAGGUAAGGUAAGCCAAGGUCAGGUAAGGUAAGGUAAGCAAAACAAGACACAUCAGUAAAAAUGCAGAGCAAUGUAAUAUGUAUGUAUUAGUGAAAACAGAGCAAUAAAAUCAAUAAAUAGUAAAAGCAAAAUGUAAUAAACAGACAGGCUGAAUUCACAUUAUUGCACAUAGAAAGUAUAUUGCACCUUUUGAUAUCUAUACUGGAUUUAUAGAUUAGUUAAUCUACAGAAAUGUAACUUUUAUAAUCAUCUUUAUAAUAAAUGAACUGUUUAAGUUUUUUUUGACAAAUAUAUUUACUGAAUUUUCUACGUAACAAAUAAAAACAGGCACUUUACAUAAUGCAUAAAGGCAAACAAAACACAUUAAGGCACUUUGAAUAUAAUGAGAGUAAGGCUCGUUCUGCAGUUCUACUUUUUGACAAGGUCGUAAAAUCCAAAAAGGGUGCAGAAAUCAAAAUCUUGGUGGAAGAAAUAGAAAUGAUUUUACAUUUAAUGACAACAAAAGAGCUCAAAAGUAAAAAAUAUAUUAAAAUCAAUGCACAAUUGUCAAAAAAUAACCAAAUGGUCAAACAAAACAGGUGACGCAAAUGUGUUAAUUUGGUCUCCAUGGCGUAAUGUAUCUCAUUUUAGAGACCAAAAUAAAUCAGUUAUUUGACUGGGCUUACAUAGUCUGUCGGAAGGCAUCAAAUUUACAGUUGACAUCAGUGAACACUUACUUUAUGCAAAGUAUGGAUUAUUUUGUUCAUUAGUUCUUUGAAUUGAAUUGAGUACACAAUUGUGAGUGUAUGAUAAAUGUGCUUUUAUGCUUGAAACGGUACAUAUGAAACAUUUUUUUACGCAAGCUUUUUUUGAAGGCCAAGACAUCUGGCAUGCUUGGCUGAAACAUAUCUGAUUAAAACAAGCUUCAAAACCAGGUGUUUGUUAUGUAUGUGCUAUGCAUCUGAAAUGUAUUGUAUUGC
Messenger RNA from Epinephelus fuscoguttatus (brown-marbled grouper), 3406 nucleotides. Its product is annotated as E3 ubiquitin/ISG15 ligase TRIM25-like. Lineage: Eukaryota; Metazoa; Chordata; Actinopteri; Perciformes; Serranidae. The coding region runs from base 113 to 2038 and encodes 641 amino acids. The transcript has 2 exons. The record is from RefSeq and is a predicted model, not a curated record. Gene Ontology annotation, molecular function: protein binding; zinc ion binding.